Messenger RNA from Salmo salar (Atlantic salmon), 2583 nucleotides. It is a transcript of the gene vps45, whose product is annotated as vacuolar protein sorting 45 homolog (S. cerevisiae). The record is from RefSeq and is marked provisional. Gene Ontology annotation, biological process: vesicle-mediated transport. Lineage: Eukaryota; Metazoa; Chordata; Actinopteri; Salmoniformes; Salmonidae.
CGAAGCAGACAGCUGUAACCAACCUCAGCUGAGCUGAACAUUUGUCAACAAUAGUUUAAUUUGACCAAACGUUACCUGGUAUAAGAUACUUUUACCGAAUACAAUUCGGCCUUUGUGUAUUUUUCAAGCUGCCGUCAUUAGCAUUUUAGAACAUUGUCAAAAUGAAUGUAACACUUGCUGUCAAGCAGUAUAUCUCCAAAAUGAUAGAAAACAGCGGACCAGGGAUGAAGGUUCUGCUCAUGGAUAAAGAGACGACCAGCAUCGUCAGUGUGGUCUACACUCAAUCUGAGAUCCUACAGAAGGAGGUCUACCUGUUCGAAAGAAUCGACUCACAGAAUCGAGACAACAUGAAGCACCUCAAAGCCAUCUGCUUCCUCAGGCCAACCAAGGAGAAUGUGGAAAAUCUGAUACAGGAGCUCCGGCGACCCAAGUACAGUGUCUACUUCAUCUACUUCAGCAACGUCAUCAGUAAGAGUGAGAUAAAAGCCCUGGCCGAGGCGGAUGAACAGGAGGUGGUCGCAGAAGUGCAGGAGUUCUAUGGAGACUUUAUUGCUGUGAACCCACACCUUUUCUCCCUCAACCUCAGUGGUGUGGCAAGGGGUCGUAGCUGGGAGCCAACUCUCCUGCCACGUACCACCCAGGGUCUGACCUCUGUGCUGCUGGCCCUGAAGAAAUGUCCCAUGAUCCGCUACCAGCUGUCCUCAGACAUGGCCAAGCGACUGGGAGAGAGCGUGAAGGUGACUAAUAUCACAUGCACACCUAUCACACGCGCACACACACAUGCGCAAUCUCACUACCCAUCUCCUCCCUCAGCAAAUCAUCACCAAGGAGUAUGAGCUGUUUGACUUCAGGAAGACAGAGGUGCCUCCUCUCCUGCUCAUCUUGGACCGCAGCGAUGACGCCAUCACCCCACUACUCAACCAGUGGACAUACCAGGCCAUGGUGCACGAGCUGCUUGGCCUCAACAACAACCGCAUUGACCUAUCCAGAGUCCCAGGGAUCAGCAAGGAACUGAAGGAGGUGGUGCUGUCUGCAGAGAACGAUGAGUUCUAUGCCAAUAAUCUGUACCUGAACUUUGGAGAGAUUGGCACAAACAUCAAGAACCUGAUGGAGGACUUUCAGAAGAAGAAGCCCAAGGAGCAACAGAAGCUGGAGUCCAUCUCUGAUAUGAAGGCGUUUGUAGACAACUACCCCCAGUUCAAAAAGAUGUCGGGCACAGUGUCGAAGCACGUGACUGUGGUGGGCGAGCUGUCUCGCCUGGUGAGCGAGAGGCACCUGAUGGAGGUGUCAGAGCUGGAGCAGGAGCUGGCCUGCCAGAAUGACCACUCAAGCGCAUCACAGAACGUGCGUCGGCUGCUGCAGAACCCGCGGGUGAGCGAGAUGGACGCGGUACGCCUGGUGAUGCUGUACGCACUGCGCUACGAGAGACACAGCAGCAGCAUCCUGCCGGGCCUCAUGGAGGAGCUCAACAGGAAGGGCGUGUCAGAGAGGCAUUGCAGGAUGGUAACGUCCAUGGUGGAGUAUGGAGGGAAGAGGGUGAGAGGAAGUGACCUUGUCAACCCCCAAGAUGCAGUCGCCAUCACCAAACAGUUCUUCAAGGGGCUGAAGGGAGUUGAGAAUGUGUACACGCAGCAUGCACCGUUACUGCAGGAGACCUUGGACCAGCUGAUUAAGGGGAGGCUGAAGGACAGUCAGUUCCCCUACUUAGGACCCAGCUCCCUUAGAGACAGGCCACAGGAUAUCAUAGUCUUCAUCAUCGGAGGGGCCACCUAUGAGGAGGCACUGGCGAUCUAUAACCUGAACCGCACCGUGCCUGGGGUUCGGAUCGUACUGGGCGGUACCACCAUCCACAACACCAAGAGCUUCCUGGAGGAGGUGACAUUGACGAAAGGUGCAGGCCAGGCCGAGAGGGUGCAGAGGGCGGGUGGUCAUCCAAACAGACGCUGAAUGUUUGUCGUCACCCCCCCCCACGAUAUCUUGUGUCCGUUCCUUAUUGGUAUCACUAGCCCAUGCUUUAAUUCAUGAAGGCGUCCCACUAAACAUUCCAGUGUGCUCAGCUGUCACCACUACACUGCUGGACUCUUUAUCAACCCCUUAAAAACUUGUAACUGGGCCAAUUACCUCCAACCAAAUGAACAUGUAACCCAAUUAGACAGCCAGGUUACCUAACCCUGGGUACUAAAACGAUCUGUUCCACACGUAGCUAGGUUACCCAGUGGCUGACUUGUGACUGAACGGAACACUCUCAAUGUUAGUGUCUAACAUUUCAACCUAUUGCAAUGUCACAUUUCCUCUUAAAUUAAAGUUGAAAACUCCAGUCUUAUAUUAGACCCUUAUUUAAUAACUGAGAACAGAAGUGACACGACUUUUUAGUCUUGUUUAUCUUAAAAGUGAAUAAAUGGGCCCACAAAUGUCAACCAUUUCUCUCUAAGAUUACAAUAUGUACGGUGUAUGUUUUUCUUCCUUGCCUAUGUACAUUUCCACAUGCUAUGUACAUGUUGUCCAAACCUAUUGAUUUUGAAAUGACUGUGUGAAUAUUUUAAAGAAAAUACCAAUAAAGAGUGAAAUAUUGUGUGUCCCUCA